Messenger RNA from Peronospora belbahrii, 888 nucleotides. The record is from the annotation of a GenBank genome assembly. Lineage: Eukaryota; Oomycota; Peronosporomycetes; Peronosporales; Peronosporaceae.
AUGGACUCGGAAGUUAGUCCCUACUCCACUUUACAAAGUUCCUUGUCGACGACGGAUUCAGGUAUGACAUUGACACCGAUCGGCAAAGGAUCAUCCACGUCUACGACCUUCCAGCUUAUGGACAGUGUCGCAUGCAACUCGACCGUGUCGGAAACGAUUUACAUCAUGUACAACAAAAACCGCGCACUCUUCAAUCGAUGCGUUGUUGACGCGCAGUAUCAGAUCUUUCCAUUUCUCGGGACAAAACCCUCGGCUGCUCAGGUGAAAGACAUGUCGUCAUCCAUGUCGUGCAUUGCAGUGUUCACCGCUGUGCUACUAGCUGGUCUCCCAGAAUGUUCCAUCUCAGGUUUUCCACUCAAAGCUGCAGUGGAGACACUGUUAAAAAUCCAUGUCGAUAUUGUCUAUGGCUGGGCAUCAUCCCCAUCCGCCGAACGUUUCCAGGAAUUGCUGUCUUGGCGACGAUAUGUGAAUCUUGCCAGUGAAGCGGGUGCACCAUGUGAUUCAAAUUCGGAGCUGUAUGCAGAGUAUCGAGAAAACCUAUACAUUGCUCAACGCAAUAGCUCCAUCCGUAUGUUACCAAACUACAAGAUUGAGUACAAGACAGCUAGUGGUUCAUGGUUUGACGCCGAUGAAGAAGACCAUAUCGCAAUUGGCAAUGACACGGUUUCGGAUGACGACGAUGAUACGGUCGCCAAAAGAGAUUCUACGGACAAAAGCAUGGUAGACACGGUGUCUGCCAAAGGUCAAGCUUCCAAAGUGAGCAAAAUCAAAGCUGUUAACGUUAGGAGGGACCUUACAAUAGCAAACAACUCGUCCACCAUGAUUAUUCAUGGAGUCAUUUCCAUUCUGAUGAGUGUGCUUCUAAGCGCUCAUUUCAUGAUAUCUUAG